AUGCAACCGAAUCAGCAUUUGAAUGAAAUCUUAACUCUGAACAGCCUUAAUCCCCUGGGCAAUUUCCACAACCUGAUCGAAAUGCCUCUCGUCAUCUAUAAACGAUCAAAUCGAACCCACGCCGUCUUCCCUGUCACCCUAACAACAACGAACUCCCUCGUCACAAGCCUCAUAUACCUCCAAUUCCUCUACUUGAUAUCCUAUAUCGCCCGCCCCCUCGCGUCCUCCGCCCAAGAAUUACCACCCUUCAAAUACCACAUUGAGCGAACCGAGAAGCGAGUAAUAGAUCUCAUCAUCAGCAUCGUCCCCUUCUCGAACUACCGCUCUCCAAACCCAUCAACAAACCUUCACCAUGCAACGAACAACCGCACCCAGUUAGCCGCCUACACAUCAGCAUCCCACCUCACGAUUGAUGACCCCAUGCCCCGACCACCCUCAACAGCCUUCACAACCCCUCCAACAAUGCCACAAUGCCACCCCGAAAGAACACUCGAGCGCCUAUCCUCCCACUCUCAAGAUCCCAAGAUCGGCACCCCAAUCCGCAAACCUGCCGCAGUGGUAGACGAAUUCUCGAAGAACAACGUCUCUAUGUACGACACAGCCAUUGAACGAAUGCCACCCUCAACCCGCACAAAGGUCUCAGCAAUUAUAGACCUUAAGGGGAAAGAGGGAGAAAGAUGCACUCAAACUCCUGCAGCACACUCAACCCCCGCUCUCCUCGCGCGCCAAUCGGCUCACGAACGGAAAUUCCGCGCCAGCAUUGAAGAGCGCAGUGAAGACGAGAAUGAGACUUCCCUGCCUCUGCACCAGGUGCGUAAUAUCUCGGAGACCUUGCAUGCUAUGCCAUCGGGGUCUAAGUCUCAUCUCUCGGGCUUGCACGCGGGACAGAAGUCGCCUAUUGCGUCGCUGCGGUCGUUGACAUCGCUUGAUGGGCCGAUUGAUCUUGCGUUGGCUUUGCAAUCUUUGUCGGAUAUCAGUACUGAGGGGGAGGGAGUAAGGAUGGAUCGGAAGACGAAGUGUCAUUCUACGGAGAGUUAUCCUGGGAAGUUUCCUGUGAGUGAGGGGAUUGAGUUUAGUGGGCUUGCGACGGCGGAGUAUGCGUUUCGUGAGAGGGGGACUACGACUGUGAGACCUUUUUCUGAUUACUAG
Penicillium odoratum is the source of this 1149-nucleotide messenger RNA. RefSeq lists its product as uncharacterized. Bases 1 to 1149 code for a protein of 382 amino acids. The transcript has a single exon. Lineage: Eukaryota; Fungi; Ascomycota; Eurotiomycetes; Eurotiales; Aspergillaceae. The record is from RefSeq and is a predicted model, not a curated record.